UGCAUCGCUGCUUCGUGCCAAGCCCCGGCCAGUGCUGAGCCCAGUAACCUUCAGCCCCAAACGCUCAGGGGAAGCCGUCUCGGGACUUACUCCCCUCAGAAAGCCUCCCCCUUUCCUCAGCCCCCCUGGCUGUGGCUUCGAGAGGGGUAAGCCUCUGGCUUCAAGGCCCCCUGCUAUUUUUUUUCCCUGGAUCCCCCAACACCUGGUAGCACCCCCACUGCCUUCCUGGCUGGGGAAGCAGAGCGGUGAUGUCCCAAACAGCACAGCAGACAGCUCUUGUUUCAAGCCAGUCUUUAUUGGUGGUGCCAACAUUGUGUGCUACAGCUCCUGCCAGCAUAGUGCUAAACAGUCACCAUGCACCAACUUGCUUGCUCCCUCCGUUCUCCCUGGGACUCCUGCUUGCCUCAGCUCCUGCACCCCCAAACCUCCUUUUCUUUUCCUCAGGCAUUAACAAACAACAUGUAACAAAACUGUAGGAGAAAGCAAGGCUGGAUGUCAUCUUAUAGACUCAUUCAGAGAGGCAUGAGUUUUUGUAGACUACACCCUGCUAGCAAUAAUACUUAACUUGGCAAUGACACCCAAGAAAUGUCAACUAACAUAAGUGUCACCAGGAUCCAGUCACAGGGCAGUCUCUGCUGCCAGGCCCAAACUGUUGUGUUCUUCUGUGGUGAAAAGGACAUCUGGAUGUCUUGCUAGGAAACUAUGUCAAAAACUGCUCACACAGCCCUUCCAAAAGUCUUCCCUCCAGAGCUCCAGGCCACAACUAGGUCAAUUUAGCCUCUGGUAACAGGGCAAUUCUCUGUUGUUAGGUUGAGGGACCACUUUGCAGGGCAAGGCUUGGAUUCUGGAGAGCGGGUGAGGGUAUGACAUCAAUUUCCUGUUGACUCUGGACCCUAAUGAUGGCAGCAUUGUCACUGGUCUCUGUAAGGAGAGUGGAAGGGGCUAGAGAAGGGGGUUCUUCCUCUACCCCACACCAGUAUGGCAGUCUGGGGUUCAAACCUGUCUGUCACCUUCCCUAGAUGAGCAGCUCUUCAAUGAGGUGAUGUGGGGCCUCCAGGAGGUGAGAGAAACCUUCCAGAAGAUCAUCAACCGCUUCCAAACAUUGGGUGAGACUGGUCCGCUUCACUCCUGCCCCACAACCCCCAUAGGCAGUGGAAGGCUGGGGCUAAUGGGCUUAGUCCCCUCACCCACUAAUUUCUUGGCAGCCAGUGACAGCAGCAGCACCCAGCACUGCUUGGCAUGCAGCCAGGCCAGUGCCCCACAUAUGCUCAGCUCCACAUGGCUCUACUGCUCCAGUGCCACUGCCAUGCCCCGCUGCUGCAAUGCCACACCCAGUGCCCCUGCUGCAUGCUCCUCUGCCGUUUUGUACAGCACCAGCGUGCGAGCCCUGCAGGAAAGAGGGGUGGGGGUCAGAUGGGAGGCAUGCCCUGCCCCCCCCCCCCCACAAGCAGCACAGUAGAAUUAUCUUUUAAGUUUUACUUAGCCCCCACAAAUAAUAUUUUCUCCCACUGCCUAUGACAACCCCUGGCCCCUGCCCCCAGGGCAGGACCAAUUUCUGUCUCUUACUCACACUUUCUUUUUUUGCAGUUUAUUGCCUGAACAAAUGUGGUCAGCUGUUGCAGCUCCUGACUGAUUGCAAGACAUGUAAGACUGACAUCCACACCUGCAGCAAAGAUGUGCACUGUGGAGAUCGGAAGCUAGAGGUGGAGGAGGAUGAGGACCUAAUCCUGGACUGCGCCCUGACCUGGCACCAUGUCAGCUAUGGCAUCAAGAACUACAUUUUCUACCGGGUGUGGGGGCACACAGAGCAGCACAUUGUGUCUGGUCCAGACCCAUUCCUGGUGAGAAAGGAGGUGACGGUGAAUGACUCUGGGAGCUAUCGCUGUGAGAUGCGUGAUGCCAAGAACAUGCUCUGCUCUCAGAUGCAAUUCCAGGUCACAGGUGAAGGGGGUCCUGACAGCUGUGAUUGAACAUCUGCCCCAGUACCCUCCAGAAUGGAGAGAAACCCAAGCACCCUGGCUCCCAGGCCCCCUGCUCUCACCCACCAGACCCUACUGCCCCUCCUAGAACUGGGAUAGACCCCAGGCAUCUGAGGCAGCCACCUCAGAGAUCUCCCCUCUUUGCUACAGUGACACCCCUGGGGAACAACUCAGUCCUCCCUACAGUGGCCCCCUUAUGGGGGCCCCUGACAGUGCCCCCCACACCAUGGGUGCCAGGCGCUUUGGCCCACUGGACUGUCUGGAUUGUCAUCAGUAGCAGCACUGGCCUCAUUCUGCUACUCCUUGCUGGCUGGUGAGUCUGGACACCAGGGUCCCUGCCCAGGCACUGCUCCCUGCCCCCAACCUGGAGAGCCUUUGGGCAUCAUGCAUUGGGGAUGGGGCCUGGGCAUCGCACUUUCUCCUGGGCAUUGCAGCUUCCACCUCUCUGGAAGCAGGACCUGGUGUCUGUGGCCAUACCCACUUUGCUUUCUGGGCUCCAUGAGGGGGAAUGGGAGGAACCCUCAUUUCAGGGAGGAGGGAAGAAGUGGGGCCCCCGAUUUCCCUGCCCUCUCCCCCCUGACUUGCUCCCCUCCCACUGCUCCUCAUGUCCCUCCCCCAUCUCAUGCCUCUCCCCUUUUGCAGCUUCUGUUUCUACCACUGCCAGGAGAGGGCAGUGAAGGAUGAUGAUGAUGUGGAAAGCAGAUUGUUGAGGGCAUGACAGCCCCACCCCUCCCUGGAGGCUUUCAGCCCCUCAGCACCAGCACCACUCCUCUGGGCUGGCUGGGGGUUGAGGAGGAACCAGCCUGAACUGUUUUCUAUGUAUAUAACAGAGAGACUAUUAUUGCCAGUGCUCACUAGUCUCAGACACCUGGG
Molecule: messenger RNA, 2852 nt
Organism: Alligator sinensis (Chinese alligator)
Lineage: Eukaryota; Metazoa; Chordata; Crocodylia; Alligatoridae
Gene: IZUMO1
Product: izumo sperm-egg fusion 1
Exons: 4
Coding region: 1515-1970 (151 amino acids)
Biological process (GO): sperm-egg recognition; fusion of sperm to egg plasma membrane involved in single fertilization; heterotypic cell-cell adhesion
Cellular component (GO): acrosomal membrane; plasma membrane
Molecular function (GO): signaling receptor binding; protein binding involved in heterotypic cell-cell adhesion
Source: RefSeq, a predicted model, not a curated record